Molecule: messenger RNA, 2271 nt
Organism: Hyla sarda
Lineage: Eukaryota; Metazoa; Chordata; Amphibia; Anura; Hylidae
Product: cytochrome P450 2G1-like
Exons: 9
Coding region: 44-1522 (492 amino acids)
Biological process (GO): xenobiotic metabolic process
Cellular component (GO): intracellular membrane-bounded organelle; cytoplasm
Molecular function (GO): heme binding; oxidoreductase activity, acting on paired donors, with incorporation or reduction of molecular oxygen, reduced flavin or flavoprotein as one donor, and incorporation of one atom of oxygen; iron ion binding
Source: RefSeq, a predicted model, not a curated record
CAAAGCUUAGGCAGAGGCAUAACAUACUUAACACUUGAAGAAGAUGGAUCUUACCUGGUUUGUAUCCCUGCUCCUGGCUCUGAUCAUUUCAUGGUUUAUCUACUCCACAUGGGAUUCCAUAUACAGAAGACGUAACUUACCUCCAGGACCUACACCCUUGCCUAUUGUUGGAAAUGUCCUGCAAAUAAAGAGAGGAGAGAUGGUCAAAUCCUUGAUGGAGUUAAGAGAGAAAUAUGGCUCAAUAUACACAGUGUAUUUUGGACAUCGUCCAAUAGUUGUCCUUUGUGGUUACGACAACAUCAAGGGAACAUUAAUUGACAGAGCAGAGGAAUUUUCUGGUCGUGGAAUGCAACCUGCUAUUGAUCAAUAUAUGAAUGGACAUGGAAUAGUUUUUAGCAAUGGCUCAAGAUGGAGGGACCAGCGCAGAUUUUCUCUUACAGCUCUAAGAAAUUUUGGCAUGGGAAAGAAAAGUAUUGAGGAGAGGAUUCAAGAAGAAGCCAGUUUUGUCAUUGACGAGAUCAAAACACAAAAAGAACAGUUCAUCGACCCAACCAGAUUUCUAGUUCAGGCUGUCGCGAAUGUAAUUUGCUCGGUUGUGUUUGGAAACCGGUUUGAAUACAGUAAUGACAGUUUCCAGAAUCUCCUGACCAUGUUCGGUGCAGUGUUUAGGGAUAUGAGCAGUGUGUGUGGACAGUUGCUGGAAAUGCUGCCAACAAUCAUGAGCUAUGUACCCGGACCACACAAGAGAAUAAACAAAAGCUUUGAUAAACUCUCCGAUUUUGUCUUGGAGCGAGUAAAGAUGAAUGAGGAGACACUUGAUCCCAACUCACCCAGAGACUUCAUUGAUUGCUACCUCAUCAAACAGCAGCAGGAAAAGGACAAUCCUAACUUUGACAGGGAGAACAUGAAAAUGACCGUACUCAACUUGUUUUUUGCUGGAACAGAAACAGUCAGCUCUACCUUAAGACAUGGGCUCCUGAUACUUAUGAGAUACCCUGAAAUACAAGCUAAACUGCAUGAAGAGAUAGACCGUGUGAUUGGGGAAAACCGAUUCCCAAAUACUGAUGACCGUAGUAAUAUGCCGUAUAUGAAUGCUGUACUACAUGAGAUCCAGAGAUAUAGUGAUGUUCUUCCACUAAAUGUUCCCCAUACAACAACAAAAGAUGUUCAUUUCAAGGGAUACACUAUUCCCAAGGGUACCGAUGUCUAUCCAUUGUUGUGCACUGUUCAUCAAGACCCCACAAAGCUUGACUGCCCCACUAAGUUUGAUCCUAACAAUUUCUUAGAUGACAAGGGAUGCUUUAAGAAGAAUGACUGCUACAUGCCAUUCUCUGCAGGGAAGAGGAUGUGCGUUGGAGAAGGUCUGGCCAAGAUGGAGCUGUUCAUUUUCUUGACAAUGAUCUUACAGAACUUCAGGCUAUCACCUGAAAAACAAUUAACAGAUGAAGACAUCCAACCCCUAAUGGCUGGGGUUGCAAAUAUGCCAAAAUUUUACCGGGUGAAAUUCAUCCCUCGAGUGUAAUCUUUGCUAGGGAUGAUAUGCAGAAAUAAAAAUACAAAACAUGGGAGGGGUUCUCAAUUUCAUGUUGUUUUGUACUCUGUACUAUGAUCUUGCACAUCAUGUCUUACACCCCUGUGCUUUGUUAGCAAAGGUUAGCUUCUCGGAUCGACUUUCUAUUGUUCUCAUAGUAGUAUAAAUGGACUGUAGCAUAAUGCUAAUAACAGUGAGGAGCUUUACAUGGGACUUUAUCUCCUGUUUGGCGGAUAUUUUAAAUUGUUAUUUUUUUAUGUCAGUGACAGCAGCGAUGCCUAUGUGCAGCGGUAUUGAUAGAUCUCCAAACGACCCGAGGUUAGAGCCCAUAGCCCUAAUCAUGCCCCUACCACACCCCCUGUAACACUCGUAACCAUGCCCUCAUCUACACCCAAUCACACCCAGCCUUUUCUUUCAAUAUACUCACUAAUACCAGCCUGUACAUACAAAGAUCUUACUUUCUAAGUAAAAAGAAAAGGAAGAGUAUAUAUGUAAAAUUAACAUAGUAUAAUAUAUGACCUACAAAUAACAACAUACUAUGGGACAAAUAUAGUCAUUAAAUUCAAAAUCUUACUCAUUAUUAUAAUACAAAAUAGAUGCAAAAAAAUAAAAAUAAGAGACAUUAUAUAAAAAAAUAAACCCACACAAGGGAGAAAAAUGAGGAUGAGGUCACUGAGGAAAGGAAUCUAUAAAUAUUAUAAAUUCUGUAAAAUGUUAACAAUAAAAAAAAAGUUACUACA